Microthlaspi erraticum is the source of this 729-nucleotide messenger RNA. The record is from the annotation of a GenBank genome assembly. Lineage: Eukaryota; Viridiplantae; Streptophyta; Magnoliopsida; Brassicales; Brassicaceae.
AUGCCGACGUAUCUGAUGGUGACUUUGCUCUUAGCUUUGGGGUUUUACAUUGGUCUCAACUUCAUCGCCACUCCACCCCCAACCUCUCUCAAUACAUUGUUUGAUGAGUACAGUCGAGAACCUGGGGAGUUCGAUCCGCAGAUGGAGGAAGGGGACGAGAGGCCUAUAGAUCCAUUCUCUGACAUUGAUAUCACAAGAAUCAAUCAUCUCAUGUUCAAUUCAGCAUUUUGUAUGCAAGACUAUUACUGGUCAUAUGAAGGAAAUAAAAUACCUGAUUCUCUCGCCUUGCACAUCAGCAGUCAAGUUCACCAGCUCCCUUGCUGCAUCAGAUUCGAUGGUCCUUGUCAAGUUUCCCACUUUUUCAAGCCUACAUCCACUGAGGUCGAACUUGAUGGAGUAAGAACAGAAGAAGCUCAUUUCAGAGGAAGGAAGUUGCAGGGAGCUACUCUCUCACUCCCUUCUGGCUAUUCUGGUUUUGUGCUUGGACAAGCAAGUAACCGAAAUGCUAAUGGAAAGAGAAAAGCUUCUAGUCCCGAAGAAGAGAAGCCGUGUUGGGAAGCCAAGGCCAAGUUCGAUAGAAUGACGUACUGGAACCACGAUAGUCUUCCUUCGAAAGACGAUACUUUCUUGCGGUCUUUUCACUGGUUUAGCAUCGCUGAAGCGCUGCAUAAGCCACUGAAAGUUGAAGACUUGGUUGCAGCAUCACGCGGUGAAAAGGAUAAGAUAUGA